Messenger RNA from Cryphonectria parasitica EP155, 1008 nucleotides. RefSeq lists its product as uncharacterized. The record is from RefSeq and is a predicted model, not a curated record. The transcript has a single exon. The coding region runs from base 192 to 497 and encodes 101 amino acids. NCBI's taxonomy places the organism in Eukaryota, Fungi, Ascomycota, Sordariomycetes, Diaporthales, Cryphonectriaceae.
CAAUAUGAAGCAUUUCUUAAAGUACCCGAAUGGAUUUGGAAAAUGGAUCAACACUUUUUGUUCUCAAGACAAACGAAAUUUAGGACAGCACAAAGAGGCGUAAGGUUGGACUGGCAAAGGCUCACUCAUAGCCUCGAAGAGGAUAGGGCUGGGCUCUGAGGAUAUGGCCCAGCAGGAUAACGAGCAAUGAGAUGGUCAAGAAGUGUUUGAGGACGUUCUUGAAUAUAAGUAUCAGCAUCCUCCGCCCUUUCCAUAAUCGAUCUUUCCUUUCCUCCUUAUCCACAUCUGAAAAACCCUCAAAAAAAAACAAAAAACCCAUUCACUUCAAACCACAAUCAUUAAGCUUUACGCUUUCAACCCACCAUCAAAAUGCCUUCCAACACCCAGACCUCCAACUCCUCCAUGGGAGUCAACGGCUACUCCUACUGCGUUGUCAUGUAAAGAGGCUACCCCUCGGGUUGCCUCUUUGCAGCUCUGCAGCUGGGGUGGUGGGCUGACAACAGCAACCUCUCGAUGGUAGGAAUUCCAUCAUCAUCGGGGCAUGGCCCUCUACAAUACACUUCCGCCUGCAGCGCCACGCCAUAAGAGCCGACAAUUUCACACACACUCGAUGAGCACCGGGCCUGCCCCUCUCGACGGCCGCGGCACCUAGACGCACCCUCAACUCUCUUCGCAAUUUCGCCGAGUGUCAUCAAACUUCCAUCACCGAUUUUCUCUUCCACUCUCUCGCAAGGUCUUUCUCCUCGCUUUCUCGAUCCUACAUGGUGACGACCGUGUGGGAAUGAUUGCGCGGCGGGCUAGAGUCUGCGAAUUUUGAAAUCUUUGGAUCUGUUGGGCAUGGUCUUCUCCUUUUGGGACUUGACUGAUGGGUAUUUUUAUUUUACACAACCGAAUGAUGGAGACAGGAGUUUGCAGGAUGAUAGAUCUAGAUUUUCAGAUUACUUUUCUUUCGCGCGCCGGGCUGGUGUGCGCCAAAUGAAAAUCUGGUCGUCGUCUUGACGGCUUCUG